Messenger RNA from Phaethon lepturus (White-tailed tropicbird), 1164 nucleotides. Its product is annotated as mirror-image polydactyly gene 1 protein-like. Bases 1 to 690 code for a protein of 229 amino acids. The record is from RefSeq and is a predicted model, not a curated record. NCBI's taxonomy places the organism in Eukaryota, Metazoa, Chordata, Aves, Phaethontiformes, Phaethontidae. The transcript is spliced from 4 exons.
AUGACAGCGGUUUCUCAGGGGUUCCCUCGCGCCGCUGUAAACCAGAUCCUGGAUGAGAAUGCACCCAGAUCCCCGGGCGAGCCGGCAGUGCCAGUCUCAGCAGCCCUGGCUGGCUCAUCGCCCGCCGCCGCUCAGGGCGCGGGUUAUCCGGCAGCUCUGCCGCCGGUAACGUCCGUCCGUGGCUCCCGGCACAGGCUCGCCGUUGGAGAGCCGUGCCCAGAGCAAGAGUUGCGCGUCGGCAGUUCGUGGCUGAGUGCCUUGCGUCACUCUCUAUACGUUGGUCAACAGUUUUGCACUGCAGACUUGAUAGCCUUGCAGCAAGAAAAAGAGGCUGCUCUUCAACAGUGCAAAAAAUUAGAAGAAGAAAUCCAGACAUUGCGUGUUUAUUACAGCUUAUACAAAUCUUUGUCCGAAGGAAUGAGCCUGAAGGACCAGUUGAACUGUACUUUUGGUACUUCUGAAGGUGGACUGCAAGGCAGGGAGGAUGUUGUGACCCUUACCUAUCGCCAGAUUGAAGAUCUGGCAGCUCAGCUGCAGCAAGCUCGGUCAGAGCAAAAGGACACGGAGCUGAAGCUCCAGAAAGCCCUAGAGGCUUCAGGGGAGGCCAAUGAAAAAGUUCAAAAGUUGGAAAGGCUGGUGGACGUCCUGAGGAAGAAGGUUGGAGCAGGGACCAUUAGGACCGUGAUCUGAUUGAAAGCUCUAGUCUAAGGAAGCAUUCACAUCUGGUGACCAGGCUGCUUCAUUCAGCACUGUGUAAACACUAAAGCCUUAACUUAGCAAACAGUUGUUAGAAGUGGGACACUCCAGCGACAUUCCAAGCUGAGAUAAAAUCAAAUCAUAAAUGUUUAACUACUUUGCUGCUGAGUUCUGUGAUUUGUUGAAAUGUUUCACUGCAAACAUAUAUUUGUUUUUAAGCAGAUGCAUUGUGGCACUGUGCACUGUGAAAAAUGAUGUAGAUGCUUAUUUUAACAGUCUGUCCUCUCGGUGUUGCUAGACUAUAGUCUGCUGCAAGGCGCAGCUUGGUCAUGUUUUCAAAUACUGCAGGCUUCAGGUGCAGAAUCCUGCAAAGCAGUUUCAAAAUUUAAAUCCCUUAUGUUAUUUCUGAGACUGCAAACAGUCCUGUAUUUGUAUGUUAAAUAAUUAUUAUAAUUGAUAAAGUAGGUU